AUGAGAAUUCUAAGAUGGAUCAAAACUCUUCUCUUCUUGAUCACCAUGCUAAUAUCUCUACUCUUAUUCUCAGCACCAAUUUUUCUAGCCAUUGCCGAUGCCCUUAUUCCGUCGGUCCUGUUAUCGACUUCAUUUUCUUCCUCAACACUAACCCUACAAACCCUUUCUUCGCAUCUAAACAACUACGACUACCGGUACUCGCUCAUUGACAUUCCUCUCAUAUCCAUCGUUCGAUCAGCUAUUAUAUUAUGUGUUUAUAGUUUUUGUGAUGGACCAAAGCUUUCAAGAGGUCCAUAUUUGGGAAUUGCUACCGCAUGUUCGGUUUCAUCGUUGGUGUUUGUAUCAUUGAAGGCUUCGUAUGUGUUUAGCAGCAAUUCGAGGAUCGACGGAGGACCGUCUGAUCGAGCUAUGGAAAUGGCUUUGUUCGUUUGUUCAUUGGCUAUGGCCAUGGCGCAUGUAGGUGCGGCAUACCGGAUUAGUUGCAGAGAAAGAAGAAAGCUUCUUGUUUUCAAAAUUGAUAUCGAAGCUGUAUCCGCAUACAAGAAUGGAUUUCCAAGGUACCAAAAAAUAAUACAAAAAGGAUUGGACAAGUGCAAUUCCUAG
Molecule: messenger RNA, 603 nt
Organism: Fraxinus pennsylvanica
Lineage: Eukaryota; Viridiplantae; Streptophyta; Magnoliopsida; Lamiales; Oleaceae
Source: the annotation of a GenBank genome assembly